Messenger RNA from Bombina bombina (fire-bellied toad), 582 nucleotides. RefSeq names its product whey acidic protein-like. The coding region runs from base 58 to 480 and encodes 140 amino acids. Gene Ontology annotation, cellular component: extracellular region. Gene Ontology annotation, molecular function: peptidase inhibitor activity. The record is from RefSeq and is a predicted model, not a curated record. The transcript has 4 exons. Lineage: Eukaryota; Metazoa; Chordata; Amphibia; Anura; Bombinatoridae.
AUACAAAUGUAUAAAUAUUGAUAUCUUCACACCUACUACAUCUUGUACAGCCCCAUAAUGCUCAGAGUUGUGUUGGUCUCGGCUUUCUUUGCUGUGUCCCUAGCUCACAAGGACUUAAAAAAUGCAUUUGAUACUUCGUCAUCAGAGGAAGAGGAGGAUGGACUGAAGCAAGGUCACUGUCCUAUAGAUAUCUCUGGCAACUCCUCCCUAGCUGCCUGCCCCUCCUCAUGCUCUAAUGGCACCAACUGCUCAGACCUGGAUUGCUCAUCUCACACCAACUGCACAGGGAUCCAAAAGUGUUGUGCAACCAGCUGUGGGAUGAAAUGCUUGGACCCAGCAUACAAGAUCUGCAGAACGGAUGAGGACUGCUCAAACAAUUUAAUCUGCUGCAGAAAGAGAUGUGUUAGUGUGUGUGUCACCCCAAAACCUUACUUAGCCCUGAAGAAGAAUGGGAAAGGACUGAAAGCCAAGUUGAAAUGAGAUUGCGGCUGAAGAACCUGCACACACAGCGGCAAAUGGAUUUUGCACGUGGAAAGAGCAGAGAAUUCUAUUUAACUCUAAUAAAAAGUAACAGAAUUAAAA